Messenger RNA from Schistocerca serialis cubense, 1104 nucleotides. Its product is annotated as mucin-2-like. The coding region runs from base 1 to 1104 and encodes 367 amino acids. The transcript has 3 exons. NCBI's taxonomy places the organism in Eukaryota, Metazoa, Arthropoda, Insecta, Orthoptera, Acrididae. The record is from RefSeq and is a predicted model, not a curated record.
AUGACUAAUGCAGUAUCACAUACAGUAACAGAAAAUACAGCAGAAGUACGUAAAGCAGCAAAACUAACAGCAGUAGAAUCAACAUCAGUGUCAGAAGAACCACUAUCAGUAACAGCAGAAGUAACUCCUCCAGCAUUAGAACCAGCUCCUACAUCAGCAACACCAUCUCCUUCAACAGCAGUAGCAGAGGAAACACCACCAGCAACAGCAGAAGCAGCUCCUCCAGCAGAAGAACCAGUUUCUACAGCAGCAGCGCCAUCUCCCACACCAGCAGUAGCAGAACCAACUCCUUUACCAGUAAUAUCAGAAACAACUACUCCACCAGCAGCAACUAAACCAACUUCUCCACCAGCAGAAACAGAACCAGCUCCUCCUUCAUCAUCUUCAGGAGUGGGAGAAAAGAAUAGAUCAGUCACAAGACUGCAAUACUUACCAACAACAUAUUCAGUGGUACCUGUAUCAUCAUCACAGAAAGUAUCUCUAGGAGUGACUGAUGCAGAAUUAGAUACAGUAACAGAAAAUGCAGCAGAAGUACCUAAAGAAGCAAUACUAACAGAAGUAGAAUCAACAGCAGGGUCAGAAGAACCACGUUCAGUAACAGCAGAAGUAACUCCUCCAGCAUUAGAACGAGCUCCUACAGCAGUAACACCAUCUCCCUCACCAGCAGUAACAGCACAAACUACUUCACCAGAAAUAGCAGAAGAAACAGCAACAGCAGAAGCAACUCCUCCAGCAGUAGAACUAGUUCCUAUAGCAGCAGCACCAUCUCCCACACCAGCAGUAGCAGAACCAACUCCUUUACCAGUAAUAGCAGAAACAAUUCCUCCACCAACAGCAGAAACAGUACAAGCUCCUCCUCCAUCACCUUCAAGAGUAGCAGAAAAGAAUAGACCAGUCACAGUAAGUAAAGUAUCAUCUUUGUCUCAUGAUGAAGUGAUACCAAAUGAUUUGGGAAAACAUGUUCCUAUAAAACUUGUGGACAGUAAAGCUCAAUUGGUUUCAAUGGAUAUUUUCAAAACUAAAACCAAAGUGUGGAUGAAGAAAAAUAUUUUCUACAGUGUAGAAGAAUUUCAGAAUAGUUGUAAAGAUGAUCUAAUUUAUUGA